Molecule: messenger RNA, 2108 nt
Organism: Rosa rugosa (rugosa rose)
Lineage: Eukaryota; Viridiplantae; Streptophyta; Magnoliopsida; Rosales; Rosaceae
Product: putative pentatricopeptide repeat-containing protein At1g12700, mitochondrial
Exons: 1
Coding region: 116-1951 (611 amino acids)
Molecular function (GO): protein binding
Source: RefSeq, a predicted model, not a curated record
ACGAGAAGUGUUCAGUCAUUCACAGAUUCACUACUCUCUUUCUCUCUUUGUCAGAACUGAAAAAUCAGAAAGAAACCUCUUUGAGGCUCCUAGUUCCUACCCCACUGUAUCCGAGAUGCUGAAGAUGAUGAGGGCAACUGCUUCUUCUUCUUCUUGUUAUUCUUAUUGUUGCAGCAGCACACAACGGAGAAGAAGAGGUAUGCCUUUUCUCCUUGACUCUACCACUACUUCUCUUAAUGUUUUCCUCAACAGUUUUCAUUCUGGGUCCUCAAAUCCAAGUAAAUCUAGAAACACCCAUCUCGUGACAGACCCAGAAACGCCCAAAGUAGUGAGUAAUGUUGAGGAUGCUUUGGAGGUGUUCCAUGAAAUGCUUCAGAGGCGUCCUCUGCCUUCCAUCAUCCGCUUCAAUCAUAUCUUGUGUCAGCUCGUGAAAAUGAAGCAUUAUUCCCGAGUCAUUUGUUUGUAUAAACAAAUGGGUCUGCGGAUUAUUCCUAAUGAUUGUAGUCUCAACAUUAUCAUCAACUGCCAUUGUCGUUUGAACCAAAUGGGAUUUAGUUUAUCCGUCCUUGGAAAAUUCUUCAAAUUUGGUCUCCAACCAAAUGUCAGGACCUUCAGCACUCUAAUCAAUGGAUUCGUUAUGAAGGGUAGAGUCCUUGAAGCAGCACGGCUUUUCAGUAAAAUGGUCGAUAUAGGUUGUAAACCGGAUAUUGUUACCUUCGAUACUCUAAUAAAGGGAUUGUGCAUCAAAGGCAACAAUCGUGCAGCUCUUCAACUGCUUAGGAAGAUGGAACUAUCUCCGGAUUGUAAGCCUGGUGUGUUUUCUUAUAGCACCAUCAUUGAUUGUCUUUGUAAGGAGACACUAAUUGAUGAUGCAUUCGACCUCUUCUCGGAAAUGAUCAGUAAGGGUAUUUGCCCAAACGUCGUUACCUAUAACACUCUCAUCCACGGAGUUUGCCAAUUAGGCCAGUGGAAACAAGCUACGAGGUUGUUGAAUGAAAUGGCGAGUCAAAAUAUCUAUCCGGAUGUGCGCACCUUCAAUGUGUUGAUAGAUGCAUUUUGCAAAGAGGGAAUGGUUGUGCAAGCAAAAACCAUGGUUGAGAUGAUGAUUCAAAGAGAUCUUGAACCUACUGUAGUUACAUAUAACUCGCUUAUGGAUGGUUACUGUUUGAGAGGAGAAAUGGAGGAGGCAAGAGAAGUGUUCAAUCUAAUGGUUAGCUUGGGAUCAAUGGUCGAUGCUCAAACUUAUGGGAUAUUGAUAAACGGAUAUUGCAAGCACAAAAAUAUUAAUGAGGCCGUGAGGCUUUUUCAAGAAAUGUCUCAUAAGGGACUGUUUCCAACUACUGUCACGUACACCACUCUUAUGGAUGGUUUUUGCAAACUGGGGAGAAUACAAGAUGCAAAGAAGUUGUUCAUUAGGAUGCAAGCUUCUGGCCUACUUCCAAAUGUUGAGACUUAUGGUGUUUUGCUGGAUGGCUUUUGUAAAAGGCAACAACUCAGUAUGGCAAUGGAGUUGCUUAGAGAGAUGGAAGGCAAGAAGUUGCAUCCAAAUAUUGUAAUUUACAAUAUUCUUAUGGAUUAUUUUAUCAAAGCUGGAAAACUUGAAGCUGCAAGGGAUCUAUUUUUCAGUUUAUCAUCAAAAGGACUUCACCCCGAUGUUAAGACAUAUAAUGCAAUGAUUAGUGGAUUUUGUAAGGGGGGCUUAAUUAGUGAAGCAGAAAAUAUGCUGAGAGAAAUGGAAGAGAAAGGUUGUUCUCCAGAUGGUUGUACGUACAACACAAUUAUCCGAGGGUUUAUCCUUAACAAUGAGAUGUCAAGGGUGAUGGCACUUAUUCAUCAAAUGGUGGAGAGGGGUUUCUCAGCAGAUGCAUCAACAAUGAAAAUGAUAAUUGAUUUAUUGUCUAGAGAUAAGGUGGAUCCAGCUUUGUUGCCCUUGAUAAAAGGAUCAUUAUGAAGUUAGUUUACAUUUUUGGAUGUUGAAACUAAACAUUCUCAAUGUCUCCUUGAGCUUUGAAACUGUUGAACUUUAGGCAACCAUUAUGUAUUUAAUCCAUCAUGUAUGUGUAAUUUGUCUUAAAAGUUAGAUGAAGAUUGUUCCAGUUUGGCUAUAA